UAAAGAUGUCUAAGAUAUACAGAUAUGAUGUCAGGAAGCUACAACAUAUACUCACAUCGAGCUACUGAAGUUAAGUAAAGCAAAAGGCUGUAUUCUCCAGUGAUCAUGGACAAACCAGUGUGCUUGAUUGACACGGGGUCAGAUGGGAAGCUGUGUGUGCAGCAGUCAGCUCUACAGAUCCUGCAGCAGAUCCAGCAGCCAGUGGUGGUGGUGGCCGUGGUGGGUCUCUACCGCACCGGGAAGUCCUACCUGAUGAAUCGCCUCGCAGGAAAACAAACAGGGUUUCCAUUGGGCAGCACCAUCGAGUCCCAGACGAAGGGCAUCUGGAUGUGGUGUGUGGAUCACCCCACUAAAGCAGGAACCACUCUGGUGCUGCUGGACACUGAGGGACUCGGAGACGUGGACAAGGGAGACUCAAAGCAUGACACCAACAUCUUCUGUCUGGCUGUGUUACUGAGCAGCACUCUGGUCUACAACAGUCGAGGGACGAUUAACAACAGGGCUGUAGAGGAACUGCAAUAUGUUACUGAACUAACAGAGUGCAUUAAGGUCAAAUCAUCAGAUGAGGAAACCAACGAUUCAUGCGAGUUUGUGAAGUUCUUCCCUAGUUUCAUCUGGGCUGUGAGGGACUUCACUCUUGAGCGAAAGAUCGAUGGCAAAGAUGCAACAGAGGAUGAGUACCUAGAGUUUGCUCUGAAGCUGAAACAUGGCAAAUCAAAAAAAGUGAUGGAGUACAACUUCCCCAGGGAGUGCAUCCAAAAAUUCUUCCCUUCCCGAACGUGCUUCACUUUCCCAUUCCCAACUGCCCCAAAGAAUGUGUCUCGUUUGGAUAGCUUGGAUCCUGCUGACCUUUCCUCUGACUUCCUGGAGGUCACAGAUCGUUUCUGCAAGUUUGUCUUUCACAAGAGCCAUGUGAAGAAGCUGAAAGAUGGAAUCACAGUCACUGGCAGAGUUCUGGGUCACUUGGCGAAAACAUACGUGGACACCAUCGCCAGUGGGGCUGUGCCGUGUCUGGAGAAUGCUGUGAUUGCUAUGGCAAUGAUUGAGAAUGAGGCUGCAGUGAAGGAGGGGCUUGAGGUUUACCAGAGUGGAAUGGAGAAGAUGAAGGACUCCUUCCCUCUGGAACUGAAGAAAGUGUCCUCAAAACACCAACGUCUCAGCAAAAUGGCGACACAAACCUUCAUGAAGCGUUCUUUCAGGGACACUGAUGGAAAGUACCUGAAAUCUCUAGAGGAAAACAUUAAUAAACUCUUUGAUGGAUAUCUGUGCCAAAACGAGCAAGCUUCAAAGAGACGAUGUGAGGAUCUCUUGUCAUCCCUCUCUGAGCCAAUGAUGGAAAAUCUCAAGCAGGGUUCCUAUGCCAAACCUGGUGGCUAUGAUCUCUUUUUUAAGGAUCUGGAGGACAUUGUGAAGAAUUAUAACAGCCAGGCCAAUAAAGAAGUCAAGGCUGAAGAGGUCCUAGAGGAGUUUCUGAAGCAGAAGUCUGUAGAUUCUAAAGCAAUUCUGCAGGCUGACAAAAAACUGACUGAGAAGGAAAAACAGAUUAAGGAGGAAAGAGAGAAAGCAGCCCUCCUGCAGCAGGAAAUCAAAGCUACAGAGGAGAAGCUGCGACAACUCGAAGAGAAGAUGGAAGCAGAGAGACAGAGUAAUGAAGAGAGGAUGAGACAGAUGAAGGUGAAGAUGGAUGAGGAGCUGAGGCUCCAGAGAGAGGAGGCUGAGCGUGCCAUGGACAGUAAACUGAGGGAGCAGGCUGAUCUGUUGGAGAAGGGCUUUAAGGAUAUGGCAGAUAGGAUGAGCCAGGAGAUGGAAGAGUUCAAGAGACAGAAUUCUGAAGCCGAGAGUAAUAGAGCUAGAGAGUUUGCAGAGAUGUUCAAGAACAUAUUCAAGACACAUGAGCAGACUAUAGCUAUGAUGAUGCAGCAACACAAAGAACAGAUAGAGGCCAUUCAUAAGAUGAAUGCACGCUCUUCAGGAUGUUUUAUCAUGUGAAAUGCAUUAAUUCUGUGAUCAGAGGAUUGUAAUUGCACAAUGCAACCACAGAAUAAUCUUACAAUAAAUUAAUACAAUUGAUUUCAUUCUAUUGUCACAUGAAAUUUAGUGACAUUUGAUAAGAUGUAUUAGGAAAUUUCACUUCACAAGCAUAUUUUGUGUGUCCAGUUUAAAGGAUAUGUGAUCUUUCAUAAUUACAUGUUUAUUUGACAUUGCUUAUUAUUAAUAAACAGUCACAAAUGAGGUUAAUAAGUUACUUAAUUUCUCUG
Megalobrama amblycephala (Wuchang bream) is the source of this 2258-nucleotide messenger RNA. RefSeq names its product guanylate-binding protein 1-like. The transcript is spliced from 10 exons. Bases 106 to 1989 code for a protein of 627 amino acids. Gene Ontology annotation, molecular function: GTP binding; GTPase activity. Lineage: Eukaryota; Metazoa; Chordata; Actinopteri; Cypriniformes; Xenocyprididae. The record is from RefSeq and is a predicted model, not a curated record.